GGCCGAGCGGGACGCUAAGGCCAAGCAGCCACUCGCGUGCCUUCGCGCGCCUUUCGAGGGACCGAGAGACGGGCCCGGCCCAGGCGGACACAGAACAGUGCACACGAUGGCUGAACGGCCGGAAGACCUGAACCUACCCAAUGCUGUCAUAACCCGCAUCAUCAAGGAAGCACUUCCUGAUGGAGUGAACAUUUCCAAAGAAGCCCGGAGUGCAAUAUCUCGAGCUGCUAGUGUGUUUGUGCUGUAUGCCACAUCAUGCGCCAAUAAUUUUGCAAUGAAGGGGAAGAGGAAAACACUGAAUGCUGGAGAUGUUCUCUCAGCCAUGGAGGAGAUGGAGUUCCAGCGAUUCGUAGGCCCUUUAAAGGAAUCAUUAGAAGCUUACAGGUGGGAGCAGAAAGGCAAACGGGGAGCUUUGGAGCUAAAGAAAAAAGAUAAAGACAAGAAGGAAGAGUCUGAAGAUCCCGACAAGAACCGAGAGGAUGAGAAUGAGGAAGAGGAAAGGAUGGAAGAGGAGGAACAAAAUGAAGAGGAGGAGGAGGAAGAGGAGGUGGAUAGUUGAGCUGCUGCUAGGCCUGGGCAUACUUUGCGCAUGGAAGGAAAUGCUGCUGCCUCUCUUUCCGCAGCAAAGUGUGAUGUUGGCGCUUGAGGCACCCCAAUGAAAAUAUCAGGCUGUCAGUGCAAAGCUGAAUUCCCCCCAAUUGGAACAAAUUGCCUGUGAUGCUGCAAAAGUCCCCACCCUUCCUUCUAAAAUGUCCCAGGAAGCUUAUUAACUGUAGUGCCUUUGGUAUUGGGGGGAGAAAAGGUGAAAUCUCAAGAUGCCCACUCAACUAGAUGAAAUGGACAUAAAUGAAAUGAGCUGGCUUGGCUAACAGUGGCUGAGGUCAACUUUGGUGCACCCCUGGCUGGUCCUGUUCAGAUUUGGGGUGUAAAGUAUAGCUGUCAACAGGGAAGAGAAUUUGUGUAAGAGAGUAGUGAGGCGGUUCUUGGCUUGUACACGCCUUUGCUCUUUGGUUUCCUUCACUCCAGUGGUGACUUCUCUUUUAAUAUGAGGAGGCUGUUUAGUUUCACUCAGAGUUCAUCUUUCCUCUCGCUCUGGUGGUUCUCUCAAUUUCUGCUUCAAUUUUGAGGGUACUUAGAUGUCCAAAGUGUGUCUUUUUGUUCUUCUUAAGCACUCAAUUUAGCAGAAUUUCAUUAAAAAACACAUACAUGCAAA
Molecule: messenger RNA, 1213 nt
Organism: Elgaria multicarinata webbii
Lineage: Eukaryota; Metazoa; Chordata; Lepidosauria; Squamata; Anguidae
Gene: POLE3
Product: DNA polymerase epsilon 3, accessory subunit
Exons: 5
Coding region: 107-559 (150 amino acids)
Biological process (GO): leading strand elongation; DNA damage response; heterochromatin formation
Cellular component (GO): epsilon DNA polymerase complex; CHRAC
Molecular function (GO): protein heterodimerization activity; chromatin DNA binding
Source: RefSeq, a predicted model, not a curated record